Molecule: messenger RNA, 787 nt
Organism: Arabidopsis lyrata subsp. lyrata
Lineage: Eukaryota; Viridiplantae; Streptophyta; Magnoliopsida; Brassicales; Brassicaceae
Product: putative F-box protein At1g70380
Exons: 1
Coding region: 208-657 (149 amino acids)
Source: RefSeq, a predicted model, not a curated record
UUCUCUUUUUUACUUUUUAACUUUUUUAUAUUUUUUUUAAGAGAGAGUUUCUCAAUGAGACACCAUUGAUGGAGAUGCUCUUAGUGAUUCUUCUAUAAACUAGGGAUUUAUCAAAUUUGAGUGAUUUCUCUUUUCUUUUAAUCUGCAGGAUUGCGUCCCAAGUAGGAGAGAUAUGGUAAGCGUUUCAUUAACCACAAAUCUGUGGUAAUGAGUUUCAAAGUGAGUUCUGAAGAUUUUAGUGUCAUUGAGUUGCCUAACGAAGUCAACUUUGAUUAUAAUUACUGGAAUUUGGUGAAUUACAAAAGGGAUAUUGCCUUAGUGGAUGAGGGCAACUUUGACAUUGACUCGAAUGGCAAUGGAGUUUUUAAAAUUUUGGUUAGGAAGGAAGUUGCUGGAAAUUGGGAGAGAAAGCGCAUUGAGAUUCCUCGUUGGAAAGAAACGGUUGAUAACGAGGAUUAUUAUUUUAAAGGUACCAUUGGAACAGGAGAACUUCUUGUUUUCGCACCAACUCGUGGUACUCGGUUCGGGAGAAGAGUGUUGUAUUACGAUGAAGCCACAGGGAACCUCAGAAGAUUUGAUAUUGAAGAAGGAAUGAUUGAUGAAGAUCAUUUUGUUCGAACCUUCUUCGAUCAUGUUGAUAGUACUUGGCUUAUGUGAAGAAUAUGACUUGGUCCAAGGUUAUCAGAAACUCUCGUUGGUUGUUCAGUCUCUCAAGUCUUAUUGGGAUUGCUAGUUUUCAUUUCUAUUGUCGUUAAUCGUCAUUUAUGCUAAAUAAUAAUAUCGUCUC